AUGGCGCAUGCGCACAUCAAUCACUCCAACAUCCACUUCAAGUGGUCCAAAAACAUCCCCCCCGUUCUUGCAGUCGAGUCAGGCGCCGAGCUCAACUUCGACCUCAAAGAUGGCUUCAACAAUCUGAUCCACCCAGGCACCACUGCCGCCCAGCUCCGAGACCUCGACACCUCCCAAACAGACCCAGCCUUUGGCCCCGUGGCAGUCGAGGGCGCCGAGCCAGGCGAUGUGCUGCGCGUCGACAUCCUCGAGCUGACGCCCGCGCCGUACGGCUGGACGGCCGUCUUCCCCGGCUUUGGCCUGCUGAGCGACGAGUUUCCGGGGCCCCAUCUCAACGUGUGGGAUUUGAGCACCAUCGCAGAGGGCUAUGCCGAGUUCAAGAAGGGGAUCCGGGUGCCUACCCAGCCCUUCCUGGGUGUCAUGGGCCUCGCGCCCGCGCAAGACGGCGAGCUGAGCACGAUUCCGCCCUACAACUGGGGAGGCAACAUCGACUGCAAGCACAUCACCACGGGGUCGAGUCUCUAUCUCCCCGUACAAGUUGCCGGCGCCCUCUUCAGCUGUGGCGACGGGCAUGCUGCCCAGGGGGACGGCGAGAUCUGCGGCACGGCCAUCGAGACCCCAAUGAAGGCUCGCCUGCGUCUGACUCUUGAGAAGGACAAGCCCUGGGUCAAGUCUCCGCAUUAUCUGACUUCGCCCGAGGCCAAGACGCGCGCAAACAGCAAUCGCGGCCAAGAGUAUGCGGCUGUUGGCAUCGACGCAAAUCUAUUGGAGGCAACCAAGAAAGGUGUCCGAGGUGCCAUCGAUUGGCUUUGUGCGGAGAAGGACCUAAGCAAGGAAGAAGCCUACAUGCUGUGUUCGGUGGUUGGCGACUUGAAGAUUGUGGAAGCCGUCGAUAUGCCUCACUAUGCCGUCGCGUGCUGUAUUCCUCUCGGCAUUUUCGUGGGCGAGAAAUAG
This is a messenger RNA of Metarhizium robertsii ARSEF 23, 954 nucleotides long. RefSeq names its product acetamidase/formamidase. The transcript has a single exon. The record is from RefSeq and is a predicted model, not a curated record. Gene Ontology annotation, molecular function: hydrolase activity, acting on carbon-nitrogen (but not peptide) bonds, in linear amides. Lineage: Eukaryota; Fungi; Ascomycota; Sordariomycetes; Hypocreales; Clavicipitaceae. Bases 1 to 954 code for a protein of 317 amino acids.